Thamnophis elegans (Western terrestrial garter snake) is the source of this 2030-nucleotide messenger RNA. RefSeq names its product guanylate-binding protein 1-like. Lineage: Eukaryota; Metazoa; Chordata; Lepidosauria; Squamata; Natricidae. Gene Ontology annotation, molecular function: GTP binding; GTPase activity. The transcript has 12 exons. Bases 125 to 1966 code for a protein of 613 amino acids. The record is from RefSeq and is a predicted model, not a curated record.
CUUUAUAAAAAAACUUCCCAGGCGAGCCCAGGAGCGGAGAGGGACCGCUGCAGGCUGCGAAGAGAGACGGAGGGCGACCCGCUGAUUUCCUUUUCAAAGACGCUGCAUCUCCUCCAAAGCCAGGAUGGAGGCUCCGGUGUGCCUGAUUGAAAACACACCCAAUGGCCUCCACGUUUCUCCGGAGGCCCUUCGGUUGCUCUCGGAAAUCCGGCAGCCAGUGGUGGUGGUGUCCAUCGUGGGACUGUAUCGCACGGGCAAGUCCUACCUGAUGAACAAGCUGGCUGGCAAAAAUUCAGGUUUCUGUUUGGGCUCCACAGUGCAAGCAAAAACGAAAGGAAUCUGGAUGUGGUGCGUUCCCUAUCCGGACAGGCCUAACCAAACCCUUGUCCUGCUGGAUACUGAGGGAUUAGGUGACGUGAGAAAGGGCAGUCCUCAAAAUGAUACCUGGAUCUUCGCUUUGGCCGUGUUGCUGAGUAGCACCCUCGUCUACAACAGUAUUGGGACUAUUGAUCAGACUGCUCUGGACAAGCUUCAUUUUGUGACAGAGCUGUCUGAACAUAUCAAGACCAAGGCUUCCUCCAUUCCUGGAGAUAGAAAUGAUACUUCUGAAUUCGUUGGCUUCUUCCCAGCUUUUGUCUGGACGGUGCGAGAUUUCACACUGCAGCUGGAACAUGAUGGGAAACCCAUCUCGGAGGAUGAUUAUCUCGAACAUGCUCUGGAAUUAAAAACAGGGAACACCGAAAAGGAGCAGACAUUCAAUCUGCCACGCAAAUGCAUCCGGCUAUUCUUCCCCACCCGGAAGUGUUUCGUCCUUGAAUGCCCUACUAAAAGGAAGAAGUUACCUUUCCUAGAACAGAUGGAGGACAGUGAGCUGGAGCCUGAAUUUGUGGAACAAGUGAAGAUGUUCUGUCGUUACGUCUAUUGGACUUCUCGAGAGAAGACUCUUCCAGGCGGGCACGUUGUCACUGGCAACUUGUUGGCAAAGUUAGCCAAGGGCUAUGUGGAUGCAAUCUCUAGUGGGAACGUUCCCUGCCUGGAGAAUGAAGUCUUGGCCUUGGCGGAGAUUGAGAACAGGGCAGCCUUGCAGGAAGCUGUUGCUUGCUAUGCACAACUGAUGGAGCAAAGCAUGGAGCUACCCACUGAGACUCUCCAGGAACUCCUGGAUGUACACAAAAAAUGUGAGGAACAAGCCCUCAAGAAGUUCAUGGCUCGUGCCUUUAAGGAUGAUAAACGUCUGUUCCAGGCUGAAUUCAUGAAAACUGUGGAUAGCAAAAAGGAAGAGUACUGCAGGAAAAAUGAGCGGGAAUCUUCUAAAAUCUGUUCAGCUUUAUUGAAUUCACUCUCUGAGAACCUGGAGCAGAACAUCAAGAACGGAAGCUACUCCCGAUCUGGUGGCCACCAGGAAUUUGUAAAUGACCUCCAAAAAGUGGAGAAACAAUUUUUGGAGACACCUAAGAAAGGAAUAAUGGGAGGGAAUAUCCUGAAAGAAUUCCUCCAGAGCAAGGAAAACAUCAGCAAAACCAUCCUUCAAAGUGAUGUGAGCCUUCAAGAGAAAGAGAAGGAAAUAGAAGAGGAAAAAAUGAAGGCCAAAGCCAAAGAACUAGAGGAUGAGGUCCUGAGGCAGGAAAUGAAAAUGCUCCAACAGAAGGUGGAGGACCAGAAACAGAGUUAUGAGAUGAACCAACAGAAGCUAAUGGAGAAGAUGGAGGAAGAAAGGAAACAGAUGAAGGAAGAGUAUGAGAAGAUGAUGCAAAGCAAACUCAGGGAACAGAAGGCUUUAUUGGAAGAGGGUUUCUGGAAGGACGCAGACCAACUGAGCAAGGAAAUCCAGCAGCUCAAAACCGAAAAGGAAGCUGCGGAAGGACCAAGUUGGCUCGACACAACUCUUGACUUAUUUAAAACUGCACUAAAUAUUGCAGCACCCAUACUUUCUACGGUUUUUCUCACACGUGACCGAAAAAAGUAGGAGCAUGGUCGCCAGGCAACUGGACAACAUCGUGAUUGGAUCAUGUGACAGAUUCUUUGGAGUG